Fusarium redolens is the source of this 1386-nucleotide messenger RNA. RefSeq lists its product as uncharacterized. The coding region runs from base 1 to 1386 and encodes 461 amino acids. Gene Ontology annotation, molecular function: D-serine ammonia-lyase activity. Lineage: Eukaryota; Fungi; Ascomycota; Sordariomycetes; Hypocreales; Nectriaceae. The record is from RefSeq and is a predicted model, not a curated record. Gene Ontology annotation, biological process: D-serine catabolic process. The transcript has 2 exons.
AUGGCUACCCCUCAACGGCAAACCCCUCCGAUCGAGGAACUUCGCCAAUUCUAUGUUGGCAAAAGCAUCCAUGGUGUUCCCAAGCCCGCGGUCAUCCUAGACAGAGCUAGGGUGACUCGUCAUUGCCAGUCCAUGCUCAAGGCUGUUAAUACUCUUGAUCUUGGGUUUCGCGCACACGUCAAGACUCAUAAAACGAUAGAGGCAACACGUCUUCAAAUUGGCCAGGGAAGCGGUGAUGUCAAGCUCAUUGUCUCAACCCUAGCAGAGAUCGAGCAUCUUCUACCUCUCCUCAAGGAAUUCAAAGAUGCCGGUCGUCGUCUAGAUAUCCUCUACGGCCUUCCUCUACCCCGCUCGCAAAUCCCAAGGUUGGCGAAAGUUGGUUUAGAGUUAGGGCAAGGAAGUAUCUCUGUUCUCAUAGAUCACCCAUCGCAGCUCGACUCUGUGAAGGCGUUCUCGCUGCAUGCCAAGUUUCCCGCAAGAGUGUUUCUGAAGGUCGACACGGGAUAUCAUCGCGCAGGUCUACCACCAUCUGCUAUGAACAAGAAUGGUCUGAUCGAGGCACUUGCAGAGCUUGAAGCUAACAGGGAGGCUGAUUUGCUUGGACUGUACUCCCAUAGUAGUCUAAGUUACAAGGACACGACAGCUGAACAGGCUAUGGCGAAUCUUGAAGGGGAGAUCCAAGGAUGUCUUGAUGCAGUCAAUGCGCACACUCAUCUGUUCGCCAAGGAUAAGGAGCUAGUCAUCAGUGUUGGAGCCUCGCCCCAGGUCACAGCCAUUGAGAAUCUGGUGACAUCACAAGGGGACUUGUCGCCAGCAGCUGAGUCUCUACGCAAGUCCAUCCAAGUUGUCACAACCGGGAAGCCAGGCGGACUUCAGACCAACCUUGAGCUCCAUGCGGGUGUUUACUCUAUCCUCGACAUGCAACAAGUCUCAACUAACUCGAGGAGAGAAUUGGGAUCCAUUGAGGACGAAAUUGCUAUCUCAAUCAUCGCCGAAGUAUGCAGUGUCUAUAAUGACAAAGAGAGAUCGCAACCUGAGGCUCUCGUCGCGGUUGGAUGCCUCGGACUCGGUCGUGAACCUUGCGCUGCGUACCCAGGUUGGGGUGUUAUUAGUCAAUCUUCUUAUACCGCAGCGUCCGACAAGGGAAGGCGAUUGAUCAUUGACAGGAUCAGCCAGGAACAUUCAAUCGCGGCUUGGGAGCAUGGUGAGAAUGAGGAUACUUCUACCUUAUCACCCGUUCCUCUGGAGGUUGGACAAGAUGUCAUCAUCUUUCCGAACCAUGCUUGCGUUGCGGGAGCAUUAUAUGGAUGGUAUCUGGUUGUCGACUCUUCGGAGGGAGAUGCGACAAACAUUGUUGACGUAUGGGUUAGAGCUAGCGGCUGGUAG